Messenger RNA from Phytophthora infestans T30-4, 378 nucleotides. RefSeq names its product secreted RxLR effector peptide protein, putative. NCBI's taxonomy places the organism in Eukaryota, Oomycota, Peronosporomycetes, Peronosporales, Peronosporaceae. The transcript has a single exon. The record is from RefSeq and is a predicted model, not a curated record. The coding region runs from base 1 to 378 and encodes 125 amino acids.
AUGCGCGUCAGCUUCUUCAUUCUACUCGUCGCUACUGCACUCAUGUCUACGACUAAAGCCGUAGACAAUAUCGACGGCUUCCGUACCGCUCGAAACUUAAGAGAGCAUCACGAUGAUGAAGCAAGAUCAAUCUCGAACAUCAUCAAACGUAUGAAGAUCUUGCAAGAUAAACGAAACUCGGCGAAAGUGGAAAAGUUACUGAAGAGGGACGUCUCCGCUAAAACGCUGUAUAAGAAGACCAAAGUCCAUCCCGAGAAGCUGCACGACAUUUUGAAUCUGAAGAAAUUGCAUGAACAGGAAAUAAAGUCGCGGUCAACAAACGCCUACGUAAGCAAGCAGUUCCAGAAGUACACGGACUACAAGGAAAUAUGGAAAUAG